Molecule: messenger RNA, 2381 nt
Organism: Cornus florida
Lineage: Eukaryota; Viridiplantae; Streptophyta; Magnoliopsida; Cornales; Cornaceae
Exons: 18
Coding region: 112-1971 (619 amino acids)
Biological process (GO): carbohydrate metabolic process
Cellular component (GO): chloroplast stroma
Molecular function (GO): phosphomannomutase activity
Source: RefSeq, a predicted model, not a curated record
GCAUGUUCUUGCUUACCUGCCCCUUCCUCUCACUGUUCUUGUUCCUCUCUCUCUCCGCCAGUUUCUUUCCCAAUCUGACCAAAUUGCAAUUCGCGUGACAUCGUUCAUCAAAUGGCGGCAAUGUCAGGGAAGAUUGUCCAAAAAUUUUUGUUUGUGCAGUGCUGCCAACAGAAUAGGCAGUCAAGCACCCUGUACCGAAGGGACUGUUGUACCCCUAAUAUGCACAAUAUGCUUCCCCUUCAAGGAGGGAAAUUCGCAUGGACUGGAAUCUCUGCCAUGCAAUUGCGUACCUUGUCAAAAAAUCAGACUGGUUUUAUUAACCGAGGAACAGUAUACUGCAACGCUGCUCCAUCUACUGCUGCUAUUCCAUCUCUUGAAAAAGUUAAUUUCCUAAAGCUUCAAAAUGGCAGUGAUAUUCGAGGUGUUGCAAUUGCUGGUGUUGAGGGAGAACCUGUUAACCUCACCCUACCAGUUACAGAAGCAAUAGCGGCUGCAUUUGCUGCAUGGUUAUUGGACAAGAAAAAACCUGCUGGAUCUAAACGCCUGAGAGUUUCUAUUGGCCACGAUUCUCGAAUAUCAGCACAAGAGCUACAGGAUGCAGUUUCUCGAGGAAUUUCUGGUGGUGGUCUGGAUGUCAUUCAAUAUGGCUUAGCGUCCACACCAGCAAUGUUUAAUAGCACACUUACUGAAGAUGAUGACUUCUUCUGUCCAGCUGAUGGAUCCAUUAUGAUAACAGCAAGUCAUCUUCCUUACAACAGGAAUGGGUUUAAAUUCUUCACAAACGCUGGAGGGCUUGGGAAAGCUGACAUUAAAGACAUCUUGGAGCGUGCUGCAAACAUAUACAGUAACUUCACAGUUGAAGGUUUAAAAGAUGCAGAAAGAAGAGCAUCUUCAUCUGUAAAAAUGGUUGACUACAUGGCUAUUUAUACAUCUGCUCUUGUAGCGGCAGUUCGCAAAGCUGCAGGAAGUAUAGAGAAGCCACUGGAGGGGUUUCACAUAGUUGUUGAUGCAGGAAAUGGAGCAGGAGGAUUUUUUACUGCAAAGGUGCUUGAACCUCUUGGGGCUAUUACUUCUGGCAGUCAGUUUUUGGAGCCAGAUGGUUUAUUUCCAAACCAUAUCCCAAACCCAGAGGACAAGGCAGCAAUGAAAGCUAUCACUCAAGCAGUCCUUGACAACAAGGCUGAUUUGGGGAUAAUCUUUGAUACAGAUGUUGACAGAUCUGCUGCUGUGGAUUGCACUGGCCGUGAAUUAAACCGGAAUCGUUUGAUUGCUUUAAUGUCUGCAAUUGUUCUCGAGGAACAUCCAGGAACAACUAUCGUCACAGACAGUGUGACUUCAGAUGGGUUGACUACAUUUAUUGAAAAGAAACUUGGAGGGAAGCACCAUCGGUUCAAAAGGGGCUACAAAAAUGUCAUUGAUGAAGCAAUCCGUUUGAACUCUGUUGGUGAGGAAUCCCAUUUGGCUAUUGAAACCAGCGGCCAUGGAGCUCUUAAGGAGAAUCACUGGCUUGAUGAUGGUGCAUACCUCAUGGUCAAGCUCUUAAAUAAACUCGCAUCUGCCAGAGCUUCAGGAAUAAGUGGUGGCAGCAAAGUUUUGACUGAUAUGGUUGAGGGUCUACAGGAACCUGUGGUUGCUGUCGAGCUUAGACUCAAGAUUGAUCAAAACCAUGCAGAUCUUAAAGGAGGAUCUUUCCAGGAUUAUGGAGAGGCUGUUCUGAAACACUUGGAGAAUGUUAUAGAUUCAGACCCAAAGCUUCAGAAAUCCCCUGUUAACUAUGAAGGCGUCCGAGCUUCCGGAUAUGGAGGGUGGUUCCUAUUGAGACUCUCCCUUCAUGACCCAGUCCUGCCCCUUAAUAUUGAGGCACCAAGCAACGAAGAUGCUGUUAAACUUGCUCUUGCCGUGCUUGCUGCUGUUAGUGAAUUCCCAGCUCUGGAUAUCUCUGCCUUGCACAAGGUUGUUCACAUGUCGUAAAGAAAACCCCGGUGAACUGGAUUGUUGUGCAUUUUUGUGUCUUAGAAAGAGGAACCUCGUCGCGGAUAUGGCUUUGUCUGACCAAUUUCUGUGUCACGAAGAGCUUCAGGUCUCGACACUCAACUGAUGGCGCUUUUUGAACGAUGAUGAUAUAUAUCAUGCUAUAGAACUACAUAUACGGUGGAUGAACAUUAAACUGUGUAUGCAUCUCCAAUCACGGGACAACUACAUAAUUUUCUAAACAACACAUUGUAACUAUGUUAAUUUUUGAUAAAUUCAUGUUGUAAACUACUGCUUCCUUGCACGUAUGUCCAGAUUUGAGAAUUCUACAUAUGGCUAUGUCUACUUUGCAUGAAAUUUGAUUAUCUAAAAACUCUGCGCUCUUGAAACCCAGGAGAGCUUCCUAUGGU